Fusarium mangiferae is the source of this 579-nucleotide messenger RNA. RefSeq lists its product as uncharacterized. The record is from RefSeq and is a predicted model, not a curated record. The transcript is spliced from 2 exons. Bases 1 to 579 code for a protein of 192 amino acids. NCBI's taxonomy places the organism in Eukaryota, Fungi, Ascomycota, Sordariomycetes, Hypocreales, Nectriaceae.
AUGUACGUCUCCAAGGUAUCUGCAGCCCUUCUGUGCUUGGCUGUUGGGGUUUCAGAUGUAGCUGCUGGUCCCUGCAAGCCUGAGUCAAGCCAGACACUAACUGGAAGCUCUUUGGGGGCAACAAGCUCGGUGCUCGAUGUUGCCUCAACGUCUACUUCGAUUGUAUCCUCAGCCGAGACUACGCAUGUGCGUCCCGAUAAUGAGCUUUCUUCGACAGUCUCCCUUGGCUCCUCUUCAGUUGAAAGUUCUCGGAAACCACCAAGCACCUCUACAGCGCCAGGCAACGAACAACCUAAAAUCUUCACCGGCUUCGCAACAUGGGUUGACCAAAACGGCGCCAUGGGUGAUUGCGGAUGGGUCAGCCAGAACACCGACUUUGCCAUCGCCCUAGAUUACCGAAAGUAUGAUCGGAGCAUGUGCGGUCAAAAGAUUCGCGUCACUGCGACUUCUGGUCGACGUAUCGGGCUUCUAUCGACGUCACCAUUGUCGACUCUUGUUUUUCCUGUAGGAAACGAAACUCAUUGGAUCUGUCGACGGCUGCGUUCGCGUAUUUUCGGCCACUGGAGGAUCCGGUGUUAG